Vespa crabro (European hornet) is the source of this 16785-nucleotide messenger RNA. RefSeq names its product titin. Gene Ontology annotation, cellular component: axon; plasma membrane; neuronal cell body. The transcript has 49 exons. The record is from RefSeq and is a predicted model, not a curated record. Gene Ontology annotation, molecular function: axon guidance receptor activity. Bases 16 to 15357 code for a protein of 5113 amino acids. Gene Ontology annotation, biological process: homophilic cell-cell adhesion; synapse organization. Lineage: Eukaryota; Metazoa; Arthropoda; Insecta; Hymenoptera; Vespidae.
AUUAUUAUUGAAGAAAUGCCAACGAAGGGUCUGGAGGCGGCAGAUGUCCUUGUGGCCCUCGAGUCAAAGCUCGCUUAUCUUCCUGGUGGACGUGAUCGCGAGGGACGACCUUUGAUAGUGGUCAACGUCCCAUCUGAACUUCAGCCGACAACGAAACCACGCUUGGAAUCGAUCAUCUUAUACUUCUUGUCGAUUUUCAGCGAAGGGACGAAGAAAGGUGGUCUGGUAUUGAUCAUAGACGCACGCUAUCGAGCAUGGCGAGUUGCAAGAUCCUGCAUCAGGUUAUCGGUGAUGCUUCUAGGAAGUCGUGCAACUUCCGUGUUCGUUAUACGUCCAGAUGGGUUCUGGGACAAGCGUGUCGACAGUUGUACCAAGUCCUAUAAGGACAGCGAGCCGAUGUAUGUUACCGUCGAAAGACUUCACGCGUUUAUUGAAUUUUCUCAAUUACCAUAUGAAUUGUGCGGCAACAAGUUUUACGAUCACACGGAAUGGAUUCGAAAACGUUUGAAAGUCGAAGAAUACACGAAGGAUGGCUUAGAAUUAUUAUCGAAAAUGUCGAAUUUGCAUGAACGAUUGAGUAGCCUCGAUGGGAUUCGCAUGAGGCAAUCGGAUGAUGAUUUAGAAUCUUAUUGGGAAAUCGGAAUGGAACUUACGUCUGUUGCUUCUCGUAUCCUUAACUCAGGUAGGAGUUUAGUCAACACUAUGAGUAGAGAUUCGUCAAGAGAUUCUUUGGACACGGUUAAACGGAUACAUGGACUUCUUGAUUCCAUUGAAUUAAAACAGGUAGACAUUGAAAAUUGUUGGACUCAAAUGGAAAGAAGUUUGGACACUGUGAAGGUAAUAGACGACCUCGAAAAAGGUGUUUCACAAGUAACAGAGUGGAUUUUGGGACCGGCUGAUGCCAUGUUGAACUGUUCCUAUCAAGUUGGCUUUGACGUGAUAUCUUCGGACGAGCUUAGACGGCAACACGAGCAAUUAGAAUUAAAAUGUCGAGAGACGUAUGGUCGUUACGCUGAGUUGCUUCAUAAGAUUGACUGUUUGCCGACAGGUCAUUUACCGGAGGAUUUGAAGUCUCAAAAGGAUUUCAUGGAUUUUGUUUGUCGAAGCUUUGCAUCUAGAUUGGAAAGACGAAGGAACGUUCUCAUUACCUGUCAGAGAUUCUUUAGGCUUGUAUCUGAGUACUUCGAUAAGACGAGCGAAGUUUUUGACAGAUUGGUGAUGACAAAUACGACUCAUGAUUUUUCUCAAGCUAGCUUGAAACUACUCAUGCUGGAAAAUAAUCAAUUAGCCUUGGAAGUGUUAGAACAGGAACUUGUGAAAGAGGGCGAGAAACUUUCAGACAUCUUAUCGAUGCCUGUUAAAGAUGCCCUGGGAAGAGAUAUUCAUGUUGAUUAUGGCGAGGACAUUGUCAAUGUACGCGAUAUUUUGGAUGCUACGAUCGCUAGGAAGAAUAUCUUUAAUGAUAGCGUAGAAUUGCAGAAGCUGACUUUGAAACAAAUCUCCUUAAUAUAUACUUAUGAGAACGACGCCGAACAGGCUGUUAAAUGGUUGAACGAUUUGUUCAACGUUCUCUUUCACAAUCUUAUGGAGGUUGGAUGUAGUACUAGCGAAAUACAAUUGCAAAAAGAAAAACAUCAGUCCUUUCAGGAAACUGCGAAGGGAACUUAUGAGUACGGUUGUCAAUUGGUAAACGGAGCACGAGUGUUAAGAUUGUCUUGCAGAUUAUCAUUGGACAACAACGUUCACUUGUUUUCAAGAUUACGUCAAACAUGGAAACAGUUACGUUCAGCUGGUCAAGAGCAACUAACUAGGCUACGAGUAUGUGCCGUUUUUCAUAGAAGCGUUGAGGAUCAUUGUUCAAAAUUGCGGGAUUUGAUUGAAAUCGUUGGGUCCUUAAAACGAGCGAGAAAAAAUGAAGAUUUCGCUAGCGAGUGUCGUGCUAGAGCUGAGAUAAGGGAUAUCUUGGGUGAUCGAGAAAAACUAUUGUUGGACGUUGGCCGCAUGGUGAGACUAGGACGUCUUUUGAGGACCAGAUUAAAGGAACCCGUAUACCAUCAACGAAUGUCCGAAGCCGAGGAUGCUUCGGGCAAAGCCGCUAAUCUAACAGCGGUCGAAGCGAUAUCUGCGAAAUUGGCAGAAGUAACCCGGUUAGCCGAGAAGCUGGAUGCAAAAUUGUGCGAAGCUGGAGCGAGGACUCAGCCGGUACCGAUCCCUAGCUCGGCUUUAUCGAUCUCUUCUACCCUAACACCGACAACGACGACUUUAGCAUGCACUACGUCUCCUGUUGUUUUACCUAAACCCAUAACGACAACGACAAUUUCUUCGAUUACUGCAUCAAUUAGCGAAAUAACUCCUACAUUUGUUUAUUCGAACGAUUCUGCUUCAUCGUCGAUCGGUGCUACCGAUGUGUCCACUUUAACUUCUUCUUCUAAUUUUGGAUUAUUGCCUGGACCGAUCGUUUCGCAUGUUGAAGAUACUAAAACUUCGUCAGCAGUUUCAUCAAUUCCUUCUGGUAGCUUCCCAUCGAUGAUGGCUUCGAGCGAGGUUGUUUCAAACAGCUCAUCGAUGACCGAUGCUGCCGAAGAAAAGCAAGACAUUGAGGAUGUUGAAAAGUUACACGAAGAGAGCACGAACGAGGAUGUCAAUGUAGAUGGUUACGUGACAGCUACGGAAUGUUCGAUCACGCCUACGGCGAGAUCGCGAAGCGAAUCUUUCGUGACAUCUCCGGAAUGCGAAGACAUUGUAGUUUCAUCAAUAAUACCAACUGCUUCUUCUACUUUAGCUUGGUGGAAGCCGGAAGAGCCGACGAAAGAGCCGGAAAUAAUAAUUCCUGUGAAAGUUGAAAAGUCUGACGUAUUGAUGCAAAAUACCAAAGUCGAAGAAAAAAAUGAGUUGGUACCGUUAGGGAAAGUCGUUUCCAUUGAGAAGACCACGGAGGAGAGAUCUGGAAAGAUCGUAAAGGAAGUCACGGAAACGACUACUUUACGUGUCUCACACGACACUCACUUGGGCUUGGCGUCUUAUAAAGUUACCUCAAAUACGUUGGAAGAUCAUAUGCAAAACGUGGAUGUUAAAGAGAUGCACGAUUCUCAUCAUGUAAUAAUUGAAGAUCCGAAUAAAACAUUGAAUGGUAUCGAUCCUGAAAUUGAUCCCAUUUCUAUGAAAGAUUUGUCUGAAUCUUCGAAAGACGAAUCUUCGAAGAGAACACCGAUUUAUACUAAGAUGAUCAAGAAGAUUACAACGGACGAAGAAAAAUCGCAUAGGAUUAGUAAGGAAACGAAAAACGUUUGUUCGAUAACGAAAACUUAUACGAGACAUCACGAAGACAGUGGUAUCGAGAUGUCACCGACAAAACGCGAUAAAAAUGAGAUCGAGGGAGAGGAGUUUUUGGAAAACGCAAGGAAGAGUGGAGAAUGGCUACGAUUGAAAGUCUUGGAGGUACAACCAGAAUUAACGAAACUUGGUUCAUCGGUGAAAGAAGCCACGGAAUUGUCGAACGCUCACAAUGAAGUUCUUUUGCGAUUGCAGAGCAAACAAAGUCCGGUGGAAGAAUUAUUGCGUCAAGCCGAUCAAUUGAUUUCGACACAAAGACCAAGGGCGGAAGUUUAUGCCGCUAUGGCCGAAACGUUGGGCCAAGCAUGGCGUGAUGUGAAUGAUUUGUUGGAACGACGAAAACAGAUUCUUGAUUCCAACGUGCUCUUUCAAUGCCGUGCCGAAGAAUGCGGAGAAAGCAUGAGGGCUCUUGAAAUGGCAUGUAACGAUACUCUAUUACCGAUCGAGAUCGAAGCGGUGAAAAACUUCCUGUCGAAGAUACACGAUCUCCGAAAGACUAUGCUCGAAGCAUUGAUGGGCGCGUUGCAAGAAGGGAAAAUAUUGUUGGAUAAAUUGAAGGAGAUUGCGAACGAGGGUACUUUGGAUUCCAGACCCGAUAAAAUUAAGAUCGAGGCUGAUCAUGCCGUGUUGAAGGUCGAAAGAUGGUUGGAGGAUCUUCAUGACAAAAGACGAUUGAUCGAAGCUUCCUUUCGUAGUAGAAAAACCCAAUUGGAGCAGUGCCUUGCGCUUGCUCUGUUGGCGACCGAUCUUCGGGAUCUCGAAGAAAUUCUUAACGAUAGAAUAGCUGCAUUGUCAAGCACCUGUGAUCAACUCGGUGAUUCCUCGUCUAGCGCAGAAUUGCUUCUUUUCGAAUUGAAGAAAUUGCAGGCCGAGGCGAAAGAGUUUCAAGACCGAUCGAUCAAGAUUACGAAAUCGACCGAACGAUUGGUGUCAUCGGGACACUUUGCCGGCGAGCAGGCGACCGAGCAAGCAUACGCUAUACUCGGCGCAGCAGCCGAUUAUGUCAACGAUUUGGAUCAGUACGAGACACUGUUGAACAGAGCUGUGGCCUUUUUCGAGGCCGCACGAUCGGCUAUCACGAAAUUGGAUCAAUUGGAGAUUCAACUGGUGACAACGGAACAUCCACCGUUUUCAACACGAUUAGCACGCUUUCAUGCUCAGACGGUUAGCACGAUCGAGGACGUUACCUCGAAACCUUUGAUGGAAGGAUACGCCUUGCUAGAUAUCACGGGAAGAGGAGCGCCCGGAGCUGAGGGCGUGAAACGUACGGUCGAGGAGCUGGAGAGUCGAAAGAUACGUUUGUUAGAACGAUGCACGGCUCACGAAGAAGAGAAUCUCGAGAUAUCCAGAAUGAUAAAUGUUUUCUUGGAGAAACACGAGGAAUUGCACAUUUGGUUGACCAACAUUGCCGAAGCAUUUCUUCAAGGUCAUCAGGAUAUGGGUAGCGAUCUGCCAAUGGCUAAGGAUUUCUAUCGGCUUCAUAGUCAGCUUUUGGACGAUUUGGAGAAACGAACGAACGAGGUGGAACAUUUGGAAUUUGAAGUAAUUCCGAUACGUGAGCGAUUGGAUGAAGCGCAAAGGCGAGAAUUUCAAACGAAAAUCAUCGAGCUGCAAAAUUCUUGGGCAAAAACGAAGAAUAUAGUUGCUCAUAGAAUAGAUCUUGGCUUUCUUUAUGUACAGUUCCAUGAGAUCGUCGACGAACUUAGGAACAAAAUAGAAUCAUUGGAGAACGAUCUGAAGAGCAACGCUGAUGUUCUGAACGAAACGAAAAUCGAGGAUUUGAAAUCUAAAUGGAAAGCUCUUCAGCCAGUCUAUUUGAGACUUUCUAAUAGUGGUAAAGUUUUUCUAGACGAAGCUGCCAAGACCAAUGAUCCCUAUUUGGAUAUACCAAGGGCAUGCUUGUGUGUGGAGACGUUGUUGGAGAAAUUUGCGAACAGACAAUUGACUAUUACCGAAUCUUGGGAGAAAUGGCAGACGACUAUUAAAAUAUUGAGGGAACGACGAAUCGAGCAUGAACGAAAAAUCGAAGAAAGUACUAGGACGUUAGAGUGGGUUUCCAAGUUCGGCGAACAGUUGUAUCCGGUUAUAACUUGUCAGUCGAUACGAGUUGAUUCAAUACUUCGUGAUUUGGAAGGAUCGAGACGACGUAUACUACCCGAACUAAACAAAGCUGUCGACGAAUUAGAUGCAAGAAUCAAAAGUAUCGAUAAUCUGGUUGAAAAAGGUCAGAUGCAAAUCGAUCAAGAAAUGUCGGAAAGAUUAUCGCAGAUGUACGAGAAACUACAUUCUACGGCUAAAAAUUACAAAGAUCUGUUGAUGUCUCUGAUUUCAAUAUUUGAAUGCCUUCACGAGGUGGAACACAAGAUGGACGAGGCUAAAACAAAAGUCGAUUAUAUAACGUCAUUCUCCAAGUCGUACGACGUCGACGGAGCUGUGAACGAUCUUGAAAUGAUGAAACGAACGAUUACGGAGUCCUUGAAGCAUAUUCAAACAGAGAUUGAAGCAGUCGUCGUUACAAUAAAACAAUUAGAACCACCGGACGCUGCUUCACAGGAUAUCGAGAAACUGAGGCAGGCCUUGGAUAACGUUGCCUCGCCAUUCCAAAUAUUCACGGUUGAAACAUUAACGCGCAUCGAGGAGCAUCGUCGGAUCUGUAUCUUUGGCGAGGAUCUCUCGCGUAUCGACUCGGAUUUACGUGAUUUGAACGAUCAAUUGCAAAUUGUCGACGGGAGAUCCAAUGAGAAUUUACAAGCUGCCAAAGCAGCGGCCGCUGCUUUUAGUCAGUUCGAGGCAACUAUGACGAUUUUGGAACAAAGAAUAGACGUCUUUGUAAGAACGACAGAGGAUACCAUAGUGAGUUCAGCACCACAUGUGAGAAAUGAUUUGACAUCUUUGAAGGAAAAAUGGAGGGAUCUGAAGUCGCGUAUGGAAAAUUCCAAAAAGCGAAUGGUCUUGUGUAUUCAGUAUUUCGAACUUUUAGAAGAGGCCAAAGAAUGGUAUAGAGAGGGUGGUAAACUCUUGAUAGUUAUUGCUAGGAAAGCCACUAGCGUGAAAGUUCCAAAAGAUGCUACUGAUUUGUUACAAGAGAUCGAUAAUUAUUUGAAACCAGGUGAACAGAAUCAAGAAAAUAGAAUCGAAAGAUUGAAGGAAUUGUCUACGAUUAUUUUUGGUACCGAUAGGUUGCCACAGUUUAAUGAAGUUAUAGUUGAGAAUCGGCAGAUGUUAGAUUCGUUCGCCGUUAUUUCAUCGGAAUUGCGUACCUUAGUGCAGAAUUUACAAAAUGCCGAAGACCUGAGGGAAAAGCUAAGAAUGGAAAAGUUGGAAGCUGAUGAGAAAUUGCAUGCUGUUAAGAGAGAAAUGGCAGCCGCCGAGGCAGCCAGAAAUGAGGCUGAAAAUGCAAGGAAGAUGGCAGAGAAAAUUGCUGCAGAGACAUUGGAACGUGCCGAGAUGGAAGCAAAGAGAUUGAAAGAGGAAAAGCUUGCUAAACUCGAAGCUCAGAAGAUCAUAACACAGCCGCCAUCAUUUUCUGUAUCCGCUCAGACGGAUAAAUUUGAGAGUACCGAUGAGAGAUAUAUCCACGAGAGUCAUACUUCGGCCGUAACGAAAAAGGAGAUUCAUAUUUUACAAAAGAUGGAAGUAGAGAAGAUCGUACCCAUUGUGCAAAAAGAGCCAAGCCCACCAAAGCAAAUAACCGAAGAAUCCCAUAAAUCGAUCGUACAUGAGGUUGAGCAAAAGGUAUCUCCUGAAUUUACUAUUCCUUUGAAUGAUGCAACUGUUCAAGAGGGCGAAAGGUUUACUUUCGAAUGCCGCUUGAUCGGAUAUCCCAUACCAGAAGUGGUUUGGUACAAGGAUGGAAUAUCCAUUUUAAAUAAUCCUGAUUAUCUCACCACCUUCCAUCAAGGAAUUUCUACCCUUACAAUCGAAGAAACAUUUGCCGAGGAUUCAGCAAGGUUUACUUGCAAGGCGUUCAAUAAUCUUGGAUCUGCUGAAACAUCAGCAACGCUAACGGUCAAGGAAACAGCACCAGAGGAGCAACCCAGUCCUCCAGUCUUCGUUAAAGAAUUACAACCAUCGGUGGCAAUUGAAAGUUCUUCUCAUCGAUUGGAAUGUACGGUAGAAGGAAAUCCAUUACCAACAGUUCAGUGGUACAAAAACGAAACUAAUAUUGAUAAUUCGCCUGAUUACAUUAUAACAUAUAACAAUGGUGAAGCUUGUCUGAGUUUCGAAGAAGUUUUCUUAGACGAUAGAGCUAUCUAUACCUGCAAAGCCACCAAUCGGCUUGGACAAGUGUCUACUUCUGCUGUCCUUGACGUAGAAUCAAUGGAAACGUCUACGGAGAAACCUUAUUUCUUGACACCAUUAUCGAACGCAAUGGCGAGAGCAGGACAGAGAGUAAAACUAGAAUGUGAAGCUACCGGUAAUCCAAUACCACGAUUAUCUUGGACCCACGAUGGAAAGCCGAUAGACGAGACCAUUCACACGAAAAUUCAAACAGAGAGUGGUCGAACAAGUUUGAUAAUUUCGGAAGCUUUUCCGAAAGAUGCUGGAUGUUAUACGGUGAUAGCUAAAAAUGAUGUAGGCGAAGCUAGUGUAUCGUGCAAUGUAUCAGUGAAAGGACGUCUUCCUCGUGAAACCAGCGAUUCCGAAUUCGCCUGCAGUGACAUGGAGCCCACAGAACCGAAAAUUCAACUUCGUCUGAAGGAUCAUGAAGUUCUCGAAGGGCAUACGGUCAGGUUGGAUUGUGUUAUAGUUGGGCAACCUGAACCCGAGGUAAUCUGGUAUCACAAUGAUAAGCCCGUGAAGGAAUCGGCAGAUUUUCAAUUACUAUUUCAAGGCGACAAGUGCUCCUUGAUUAUCCAUGAAGCUUUCGUAGAUGAUGCCGGAGUAUACAGGGUGGUCGCCAUUAAUUCUGGCGGUGAAACGUCUAGUCAGUGUACAUUAAAAGUUAUACCAAUUUCUCGUCAUUCAGAAGACGUGGAUUCAAAGGACAAACAAGCUUCCGAAUCAGCAAUACCUAAUUCACCACCAAAAUUUGUGAAAUUGCCGACUGAUUCUUUGGUGGCCGAAGGUGAGGAUGUGAGUUUCGAAUGUGCAGUGACUGGUGAACCGAAGCCAGAAGUCAAAUGGUACUUUGACAACAAUGAAAUCAUAGCAGACAAGAGAAUCUUGAUAAAACAAAAGGAGGAUGGUACGAUUAUGAUGAAGAUUUUAUCAGCCAUUCCAGAAGAUAAAGGUAAUUAUGUGGUCAAGGCUACGAAUAUUUGCGGAGAGGCUAAGGCUUUUGCCAGAUUGGUCGUACGAUCGUUGAGUGACUUCAGGAAAAAAGAAGAAUUUGUCAAAAUGGAAGAGAAAUUGAUACCACCGAGUUUCAAAGAACGAUUUACCAGUAGGCUCGUACCAGAAGGAGUAUCUACAAAAUUUGAAUGCAUUGCUAUUGGAAAACCUGCUCCUAAGAUUCAGUGGUUGUUCAACGAUCGACCGGUCCAUGGAAAAGAUUUCUUGGUCUCCGUUAGUGGCGAUCGGCAGGUACUGACGAUACCAGAAACCGGAAGUUCGCAUGCUGGGACAAUAUCUUGCGUGGCGGAGAACACCGCCGGUAAAGCGACCUGUAACGCCAAAUUAGAAAUCGAUAUCGAGCCGAAAAAGGAGGAAGGUGUAGAAAGAGUACUUGAGUUAGUCGAAGUAAAACCUGUCGAAGACAUGCACGCGGCAAGUAGUAGCGACAAACAUUUCUCGGCUGAAAAGAUGUCGGACGAAGGAGGAUUAGGCAGUCAAAUUCUAACUAAAAUGUCACAAACCAUUACGGAAUCUACGACAACUCAUACGUCCACGAAGAAGGAGUUUAUAUCAUCGAUGAUGUCCUCGUCAACGGCAACACCCGGACAGGAACCUACCAGCGUUACCGUGAAAAGUACUGUUCACAGUACCGAACAGUCAACUUCUGAAAAUGGUGCUCCUCCCGUUGUUCAGUCACAGAAAGUCGAGGAGUUCGAAAAGAUUGUUCAAGAUCAGCCAGGUGAAAUUCGACAGGAGAAGACUGUUGUGGUAUCUCAAGGCGAGGAAGGUAUAAAACGUGAUGGGAAGACUAUGCAAGUUCAAAAGCCAACUAGGAAAUCAACAGCACCGAGAUUCGUUUCGCCGUUAACAGGAAUGAUCGUGGAUCAAGGCGCUGAUGUUGUCGUCGAAGGAAUAGUUGAUGGCUAUCCGCAACCGAAUAUUUCUUGGUCAAAGAACGGACAGGAGUUACAGCCUAAGGACGGUGCCAAGACGAGUUAUGCUCAUAAUCACGUACGCUUAGAGUUGAAAAAUGUCAACGUGAAAAAUGCCGGACGUUACACUUGCACUGCCAGCAAUGAAUGUGGAUCAGCGAGCAGUACUGCUGAUCUGGUGGUCAAAAAAACAAUCUUCCCACCUGUAUUCGGUAGACGAUUACAAGCACAAGUUGUGAAACGUGGCGAUCGUGUUCUUAUGGAAGUUGAAAUCACUGGUACUCCAGAGCCUACAGUUAUUUGGUACAAAGAUGACGUUCCUGUCAAAGAACAACCACCCGCAUUGAGAAUAAGACAACAAGGCAACUGUUACAUAUUGCAGAUCGAUAAAGCUGAGAAAGUACAUGCUGGAAAAUAUAUGGUACGUGCGACUAAUGCUGGCGGUGAAGCUCAAAGUAUAGCAGAUUUUGCUGUGUUCGAACCUACACCCGACACUAUGACGGAAGUUCACAAGACGGUUAUUUAUGAGAAUGUUCAAGAUAAAAAGAUUAUCCAACCUGACGUAAAAAAGUUCGAUGUACCGUCAGCAACUUUGAAGACAGAGCAAGUAGCAGCGACAACGAUCCAGCCAAGUUCUAUUUUAAAAACUAUUCCAAGUCCAGCUCCAGCAUCUACCUUAUCCACAAUCCGUACGACCCAAGUAAUCGAAGAGCCAGAGAUGAAAAGUUGUCGAUCGGAAACGAUCUCGUCAACGUUUGAAACUCAUCAAACCGAGACUAAAUCGGAGCAAAAGUUCCACAUGAAGUUAGAACAUAAAACUCCGCCGAUAAUCGAACCGAGAGCUCGUCCCGAGCUAACGACCACGGUAAAGCAAGUUACCCAAGAAGAAAUCAGUUCUAAAUUUAUCGAGCCAAAGUCUGUGACCGUGGAAGAAGCGACGAAAAUCGAAAACGAGAAUAUAGAAACUUCGACUAUCGCGAGAAAAGAUGCAUUAAGUUUCUUUGAAUCUAUUACGAAGGAAAGUGAGAGUGUACCGAAGAGGCCAAAAGAAAUGAUUAAGUUGAUAGAUGAUGCCGAUGGAAAGGGUCACGAAGUAAAGGUUGGAAAGCUAACGCAAAAUUACGAACGAUCCACCGCUUUUCAGGAGAUAAAAAAGCCUGAACCGAAGCCGACGGACUUUCAAACGACUAAGAAAUCUGUCCAAGAUAUUUUUACCAAGUUGGAAUACGGAUCCUCGUCGCGCGGAGUAGAUAAUAAAUUAUUUGAUUUUCCAUACGAGGAAUACAAAUUACCACCGUUAGAGACGAAAAAGACACUUUUGGAAGAUAUCGCUGUAUCGGGAGCACCGAUAAUCGAAACGAUUUCAAGAUUAAAAACUCAAUCUGAAAGUACUGAAACAAUGACGGAAGGAUUCAAUCUGGUACCGGAACCACCACCGGAAAUAGGAUACAUGCCUAAGCCCGAAGAGAUUAAAAAAAAGAGCCCUGAGGUACCACUCAAGGCGAAGCAACUUCAAGAAUCUUUUGAAAAAACUUUAUCUCCUAUAGACGCACCGGUUGGUGGUGUGAAAAUAUUUCCUAUAACUCCUCAAAAAGUUUUAGAGAGUCCUAAGAUUACGAGGAAGCCCUCUACAAUGCCACCCCCACCAUUUGAGCUUGAAAAAAAGGAAGUCAUUGAAGAGAUAUGCAUUAAGAAAGAUGUUCAUGAGAAAAAGGACAGUAAGACCUUGAAGGAAGAAAAAAUCGAAGCACCAAAGUUCGUUCCAGCACCGAGUGUUAGACCACCAUCACCUCCAAGACCCUGGUCGUCGUCAUCGGAUAUAGAAACUAGAUCACAUGUAUCUACGGAUAUUUCCGAGUACAGAUGUCACUCUGCCGCAUCCAGUCAUCAAGAGAUAUUACGAUCAACCUCACCGCGACCUUCUGCCGACGGUUUAGCGAUGGAAAAGUCAUGGGCAAAAAAAUGUACAGACGCCACACGAAAAUCUUGGCCACCACCGAGUGAUUCUACUACGACUAUGCCUAAACAAUUCCCUGGAGAAGAUUAUAAGAGCUCGACGAAAGAAUUUAAACAGGAAACUGAACACACGUCAGACGGAGGUUUUAAAAAGACAAGUAUGGAGUCUUCGAGUACCUUAGAAAAACGUUCUUGGAGUACGAAACAGGAAUCGAUGGAGAAAGUUAUAGAAAGGGCACCUUCGCCGCCCAAGGUAAAACCGAUUAUUUAUAAGGCUGAAACUAUUAAAGUCGAUCAUGCCAUUAAUACGAUUCAAGAAAAAUCGAUGCAUGAGAAGUAUACAUCGGAAUACGACGUGCAGAAACAGGCAAGUUCCGAAAAAACAAUCGAAGAGUUUUCAUUAAAAAGUCCUUGGCCAGUGGAAACGGAUUUAAAAGCACCUGGAUUAGUAAAAAGUGUCGAACCACCGAAGAAAAUAUUUGUCCUACCGCAGGAAUCUUCUUCCAUGACAACCGAAUCUCAUUCGUAUGAUUCGGUUAUUUUGGAACCUGGCCCACCGCCGGAAAUUGGCUAUGUGCCACCACCGACGAUAAAGGAGAAAAAAAUAGAGAAGAUCGAGAAAACGCUAGAAAUGUCAUUAGAGACUAAGCCAGCUAAAAUUCCACCGGGUGCUAUUAGAACUAUACCACCACCAGUUUCGCAAAAAAAGGAAGAACCACCACCACCACCACCACCGGUUCUACCACCUAAAGAUGUACGAAUCACUCCGCCGCCUAUUCCUGCGAAACAAUCUCUUUUGGAUAAUUUAGAACCUUUCCCGUUCAAACCAUCUCCAUCGCCGGCGGUAACUAAACCAACCACGAAACUUUUGCCACCUGUAACGCCAACUAAAUUUGUUAAGGGAACUUUCGGAAGUGAUUACGAGUCGGACAUAGAAAUUCAUGUGAAGCCAAAAUGGCGACCUUACGAAAGCGACAGCGAGGAGCCACGUUAUCGUAGAGUACAAGCUCCGGUUCCUAAACAAACCACUAGACCAAGAUCAACGGAACCGGAACCAUUACCUCCUUCCAAAUUUGAUAUUCCUCCGGUAGAAUUCUCAGGUCCGUCCAAAUCCAUAUUAACCGAAGAAACUCAACAGAAAAUGUAUAAGAAAACAAUUUUCAAACGACACGAAAAGGAAACGAAACAGCAGCCAAAUUAUCAGCCUAGUCAAACUCAAGCCUCUCCUCCUCAAGUCGUUCUAAAGCCAGGUUCUCCACCAAUUUACGUUCAACCAACCAGCAAAUCUCAAGCACCUAAGUCUCCACCAACGAAGAAACCAGAGUCUCCAAAGUUUAAGGUGAAAACCUUCCAACAAGAGAGUGGUUAUAUGGCGGAUACGGAUGAGCCGUUACAACAAAAAGCUUCAAAUAUUACCAUUCAAAAAAGUUUUGGAAAGCACGAUGGUUCUACCAGUUCGGCAAGCUCGCACAUAGAAUCUCGUACGUCCUAUUCCGAGAGCAAAUCUGAAUACUUUGAAAGUAAAAGUUAUCACAGUCACGAACAACAUAAGAAGGAAGUAUCGUCUUUCGUUCCAACUAUUACUUCUCCAUCUCCUAGUUCCUUAUCAAGCCAAAAACCUGCCGUCGAACAGCGAACGUCAUUUAUCGAGAAGACAUAUUCUUCAUCGAGUGGAACCGAGCCCACUAAGUUAAAAACUGCGAAGGAGACAGUUUAUACUACGGAUCUCUCUUCGCAUCGGAAAAUGGAUACAACGCGGAAAGUUCAGGCACCCUCUCCAAGCCCUUCCAAAUUUGUCAAGGGCGAAUUUCGUGAGAGUGAUUACGAAAGCGAUUACGAUGGUAGAAUCUCGUCUGUCUGGAAACCCCGCGGUACCGAGACCGAUGAUCGUUCUUUCAAACCAGUGAAAUCUACCUUAACUGGUUCAGGAAAACCGAUCGUGGCAACGCCAUCAGAAAAAAGAAUCGAAGAAACGUCAUCGGGCUUUGAUCAAAGAACAUCGAUGAAAGAGGUCGAGCAAGAAAGUCGGAUAGAAGAUAGAUCGAUCGUUACACCGACCAAGAUAAAGCAAGUUUUAUUACCUGGUUCUCCACCUGAAAUCGCUUACGCUCCACCUCAUGGUCAAGAAACGUAUUACGAAGCACGCGCGGGAAUGCCUUAUCAUAACGCAAUUGGUACGGAAACUAGGAAAACAGUUCGAAUGGAUGAAUCAACGGAAAAUAGCAGAAGAAUCGUCACAGUUGAACAGACUAGUCGGGUCAUCAAGUUCGGUGAUGGACAGAAAACGACAAGCGAUCUUGGUCCUGUCGAUUCAACGAAAACGCAAAAACAACAGAAAUCCUAUUAUCGCGUACCGACUCCUAAGAAGUUUGUACAGGGCCAAUUCAGAGAGUCCGAUUACGAGAGUGACGUUGAUUCCAGCAGAAUUAGACCAAAGUGGGCACCUGCAGAUAGCGACUCGGAGGAUCCAAGAUACAGAAGAGUUCAACCUCCAUCUGGGAAAAGUAUUAGAUCGAGCAGCCUUCCGGUUAGACAAGAACACGUGGUUUCACCAUUGGAAUUUGAUACCGGUCCACCACCGAUGAAAAGACAAACGUCGAUGACUCAGCUACGCGAUGAGAUCAAAACAAGCAAGUUCGAGGCACAGAAGUUUCAACAGCCGCCAUUUUCGAGGCAAGACGAACAAGUUUUGCAGCCUGGCUCACCUCCUGAAUUCGGUUUCGUAUCCAGGAACGACGUCAAAAAAGCUGCCAAUCACGUGGCGUCACGUCACAUGAGCGAUAUGACGAGUACCUUCAAAUCCAAGACCGAAAAGUUCGUAAGUGACAUCCAGUCGGAUCUGAAGCAAGGUAAACCAAUCCUAAAACAUCCUGCUGAGAGUCGCGUUAGCGACAGUGACGAGCCGCGGACGUAUAGAGAAGAAUCUCGAGUUGCUGAACACGGGAUGAAGCAAAUCGAUCCGGAUACUGGACUAAUAUAUUUCAAGUAUGACUUCGGCUAUGAAUUUGGAAUCGUUUUACCUGGCGAGGGUAAGAAGACCAUCACUAGUACCAAUAAAACGAUUCAGGGUCAAAGACGAGCUAGCGACAUCGAGGUGCCUAUCGUUCAUGAAUUUACCACCAAGAAGGAAAACGGUUAUGCGAAAAAGGGGACGACUACGUCGUCGUCCUCGACUCGUUCGACUAAAUCUGCUACGACUAAGUUUGGCCCUUCGAAAACAGUAAAAUGGGAACCAACGUCCGAGAGCGAAUUUUCUGAAGCCGAGGAUACGAAGAACGCUAGAAGAAGAUAUCCUGGCGUUGGUGGAGACACUAUGCCACCACCACCGAGUCUCGUUAUACCUUGUUCACCGUCACCGUCCAGAUGGGAUUACACCACGCCUAGUCCGCUUUCCCUCAGUCCAAGCUUGCCGAGUCUCUCUCCCCGAUACAGUAGCGCCACUGGACCACCUAGCAACGUGGAUUCUGCAGGUUCGCCAUGGCCAACGAGUAACGGAGUCGCAUCUACUAAAGAAGUGAUCCAGCCUUAUCUUGAAAUAUUACCAAAGAAGGCUCCUCUCUUUAUCACGCCUCUGAGAGAUAUCGCUGUUGUGAGUGGACAAACCGCGAGAUUCGAGUGCAUUGUCCAGGCAGAACCACAACCAAAUAUCUUGUGGUCGAAGGAUGGUAGAAUUAUUGAAAAUUCUUCCAAUUUUGAGAUACAUUACAGAAAUGGUGUUUGUCGUCUAACUAUCGCUCAUGCUUUUCCUGACGAUGCCGGGACUUACGCUUGUACUGCCACAAAUGGUUUAGGAUCCACUGUAACUUCCGCUACCUUGCAGGUUCCAGGUAACAGACGAUCAAUAUACGCACCUAUUUAAUGAUGAUGAAAAGGUGGUAGUAUAUUAAAAAAAAAAACAAAAAAAAAAGGGAAAAAUCAAAAUAAAAAAACAAAAAAAAAAAAUAAACAGAACACGAAGAUACAGCAAAAAAUGGUACAGCUUAUAUCAUGAGGGUGGUGGAAAAUGUCUAACUUUCUGUCGUCUAUGGACUUCGAAUCGUCAUUUAUUUAAAUCUUUCAUGAAACUCCAAAAAAAUGAAAAUCCAAAAAAAUAGUUUCAAUGUCAUAUUAUAUGAUAUUUUAUUCAUUUCGAAAGAUUGUAAAGAAAACGAAAUUAACGUCAAAUCCAAAAAUCAUUCAAUUCGUUUAACUUCAAAAAGUAUGAUUGUUUUGUAUAUUUUAUUAAUAUUUCGCAAUAUGGACGAGGAGUUCUAGUCAAUCAUCAGUGAGAGGACGAGAAAAAUCCGAGUGAUUUCGAAAAGUGGUGGUGAAUUUUUUUUGUAGUCGCGUCAUGAACUCUUUUCAAUGCAUUUUUGUCGUUGCUGACACUAAAGACUUUCGAAAAAAAAAAAAAUCGCUUCGAUAGGCUAUCUUCUUUUCUCUUGCGUAUUUCUCUCGCACUUUUUCUUUCUUGCUCUCUUUCUUUCUUUCUUUCUUUCUCUCUACCUAUCUCAAUCUCUCUUCCUCUCCCUCUCCCUCUCCCUAUCUCUUUUCUCAGUUCUUUAUUACUUUCUCUUUAGCACAUGAUCGUUUUCCUAACUUUUUUUUUCAUCCACCCUGUCAUAGAUUAGAAUUAUAGUUUUCUUUGUUUCUAUUUUUCUUGAAAAAUUAUCUUAUAUUCUCGUGAGAUCGACAAACUUACACAGUAACACGUAUGUAUAAAAAAGAUGCAGCUAAAGAAAUUCUACGAGUAUAUUUCUAUAUUUGUAAGAUGAAACGAGAAGAAGAAGAAAACGAUCAGAGAUUCACAAAAAAAAAAAAAAAAAAAAACAAAAAAUAAAUAAAUAAAUAAUAAAAUAAAAAAGAAAAAAAAAAGAAAAAGAAAAAGAGAGAAGAUUUUGAAAAAGCGUUCAUUUACAUUUCUUAAAUCAUUAAGCAAAUCUAUUUAUUUAUCUAAGUAAGUCUUUUGUUCGAGAAUAAAAAUGCUAGUCACAUUUUGUUACUUAAAAUCUAGACGAACGAUAAGACUACUACUAUUUGUUAUUUUCUUGCAUAAAUAAGAAUGAAUCGGUUUAUCGAGGAUCGACAUAUGUUGCGUUCCUCAUGUUUUUAAUUUUUUGGUGUUUCCACGAUAUAUUCAUUAAUUUCUUCCGAUUAAAUACAUAAAUGAAUUUAUAGCGAAGGCGAAACACAAGAUUGUCAUAACGCAUUCGCGAAAACAUAAACAGAUCAUUGUUAAUGUUCUUAUCAUCGUCAACGCUAUUGAUAUACUGUGUAAAUAAACGUGUGCUUCCUCUGCAAUAUAAAA